Molecule: messenger RNA, 2921 nt
Organism: Apus apus (common swift)
Lineage: Eukaryota; Metazoa; Chordata; Aves; Apodiformes; Apodidae
Gene: TUBB3
Product: tubulin beta 3 class III
Exons: 6
Biological process (GO): axon guidance; G protein-coupled receptor signaling pathway; microtubule cytoskeleton organization
Cellular component (GO): membrane; microtubule; cytoplasm
Molecular function (GO): GTP binding; GTPase activity; G protein-coupled receptor activity
Source: RefSeq, a predicted model, not a curated record
AUGUCGAUGCUGGCCCCCCUGCGGCUGCCACGCGAGCCCUGGAAUACUAGCGAGGGCAACCAGAGCAACACCACAGCCGGGGCUGGUGGAGCCUGGUGCCAGGGACUCAACAUCCCCAAUGAGCUGUUCCUCACGCUGGGGCUGGUGAGCCUGGUGGAGAAUCUGCUGGUGGUGGCCGCCAUCCUGAAGAACAGGAACCUGCACUCGCCCAUGUACUACUUCAUCUGCUGCCUGGCCGUCUCUGACAUGCUGGUGAGCAUCAGCAACCUGGCGGAGACCCUCUUCCUGCUGCUGCUGGAGCACGGCGUGCUGGUGGUCCGCCCCACCGUCAUCCGCCACAUGGACAAUGUCAUCGACAUGCUCAUCUGCAGCUCCAUCGUGUCCUCCCUCUCCUUCCUGGGGGUCAUCGCCGUGGACCGCUACAUUACCAUCUUCUACGCCCUGCGCUACCACAGCAUCAUGACCCUGCAGCGGGCUGUGGUGACCAUGGCCAGCAUCUGGUUGGCCAGCACUGUCUCCAGCACCGUCUUCAUCACCUACUACCGCAACAACGCCAUCCUCCUCUGCCUCAUCGGCUUCUUCCUCUUCAUGCUGGUCCUCAUGCUGGUGCUCUACAUCCACAUGUUCGCCCUGGCCCGCCACCACCUCCGCAGCAUCUCCAGCCAGCAGAAGCAACCCACCGUCUACCGCAGCAGCAGCCUGAAAGGAGCUGUCACCCUCACCAUCCUCCUGGGUGUCUUCUUCAUCUGCUGGGGGCCUUUCUUCUUCCACCUCAUCCUCAUUGUCACCUGCCCUACCAACCCCUUCUGCACCUGCUUCUUCAGCUACUUCAACCUCUUCCUCAUCCUCAUCAUCUGCAACUCGGUGGUUGACCCCCUCAUUUAUGCCUUCCGGAGCCCGGAGCUCUGGCGGACGCUGCGGGAGUUGGUGCUGUGCUCCUGCUCGAUUGCUCCCGGUUGCCGCUGUCGGGCCCCGGGUGGAGUCCGGCGGGACCGAGAGGGACUGUCGGGGCUUGGAGCGGCCCUGGGCGCGGGGCUGGAGGGUGAGGUGUGCGUCCCCCCGCCGCUCCCCCGUGCCCGGGUAGUCCCUGCUCUCCCCCCGGCACCCCAAUCCCCGCGGGUACCGGGGUCCCCCCGCGUACCGGGGCGAGUGCCCCCCCCGUGGCUGCAGGGUCCCCCGCGGUGCCGGGGGGCUCCCCGAGCCGGCGGGGCGUGGCCGGGGCGUGGCGGCGGGCCCGGUGCCGCAGGGGCUGUUGCAGCGUUGCGGCGGCGGCUGCCGAUUGGCUGCGGUGCGGCGGUGACGUCAGCGGCCGGCCCGGUGCGGCGCGAGCCGCCUAUAAAGGAGGUGGCGGCGACGGGGCCGCCCCCCGCACCGCCGGUCCCCGCUCCGCUCCGGUUCCCGCUCCCGACCCGAUCCCGUUCCCGUCCCGGCAGCACCAUGAGGGAGAUCGUCCACAUCCAGGCGGGGCAAUGCGGCAACCAGAUCGGCGCCAAGUUCUGGGAGGUGAUCAGUGACGAGCACGGGAUCGACCCCAGCGGCAACUACGUGGGGGACUCGGACCUGCAGCUGGAGCGCAUCAGCGUCUACUACAAUGAGGCCUCCUCUCACAAGUACGUGCCUCGCGCCAUCCUGGUGGACUUGGAGCCGGGGACGAUGGACAGUGUGCGCUCGGGCGCCUUCGGCCACCUCUUCCGCCCCGACAACUUCAUCUUCGGGCAAAGCGGGGCCGGGAACAACUGGGCCAAGGGCCAUUACACCGAAGGGGCUGAGCUGGUGGAUUCUGUACUGGAUGUGGUUCGGAAGGAGUGCGAGAACUGCGACUGCCUGCAGGGCUUCCAGCUGACCCACUCGCUGGGCGGCGGCACCGGCUCCGGCAUGGGCACGCUCCUGAUCAGCAAGGUGCGGGAGGAGUACCCCGACCGCAUCAUGAACACUUUCAGCGUGGUGCCCUCCCCCAAGGUGUCGGACACGGUGGUGGAGCCCUACAACGCCACGCUCUCCAUCCACCAGCUGGUGGAGAACACGGAUGAGACCUACUGCAUAGACAACGAAGCUCUCUACGACAUCUGCUUCCGCACCCUCAAGCUGGCCACCCCCACCUACGGCGACCUCAACCACCUGGUCUCGGCCACCAUGAGCGGUGUCACCACCUCCCUCCGCUUCCCUGGCCAACUCAACGCUGACCUCCGCAAGUUGGCCGUCAACAUGGUGCCCUUCCCUCGCCUCCACUUCUUCAUGCCAGGCUUUGCCCCGCUGACAGCCCGUGGCAGCCAGCAGUACCGCGCCCUCACUGUCCCCGAGCUCACCCAGCAGAUGUUUGAUGCCAAGAACAUGAUGGCAGCUUGCGACCCCCGCCAUGGUCGCUACCUCACCGUGGCCACUGUCUUCCGGGGCCGCAUGUCCAUGAAGGAGGUGGACGAGCAGAUGUUGGCCAUCCAGAGCAAGAACAGCUCUUACUUCGUAGAGUGGAUCCCCAACAACGUCAAGGUGGCCGUCUGUGACAUCCCACCCCGGGGGCUGAAGAUGUCCUCCACCUUCAUUGGCAACAGCACAGCCAUCCAGGAGCUCUUCAAGAGGAUCUCGGAGCAGUUCACAGCCAUGUUCCGGCGCAAGGCCUUCCUGCACUGGUACAAAGGGUGAGGGAUGGAUGAUAAGGUAGAUCACGAGGCUGAGAGCAACAAUGGACCGACCUUGUUCUCUGAGUACCAGCAGUACCAGGAUGCCACGGCCGAGGAGGAGGGCGAGAUGUACGAAGAUGAUGAGGAGGAGUCGGAGGCGCAGGGUGCCAAGUGAUGCCCAAGGUGUCCCCCCCCGCAGCCCCUCCCGGCUUAACGCUGCCGCCCCCCAGCCGGGCUCCCCCUGCCUUGUCCCUUUGGUGUCUCCUGAACCCCUGAGCCAGCUCGGCCCCCUCCCACCCCCCU